GAACGUCAGCACGUCGACGGGGGGGUUUUCUCUGGCCCGGCUCCGCUAACCCUGUUCGGGUCUGUGUAUCUGCGCCUUUGGCCGGGCGGUACCUGGGUGAGGAGGCCGUUGUUCGCUCGCGGGUCCCUGGCACGGUUAUCAGGGCUUGGUUUGGGGACUAGCCUCUUUGACCUCCCUCCCGACUUCUCCGCCUCACAGGUGCCUGGGAGCGACUGCGGCCCCCCGGGGACUCUGUCCCGGGCAACCAGGGGCCCGUUCUCGCUCGAGGCUCGGAUGGGAGGCGGCGGGAGGUACGGCCUGGCAUGUUCAGUCUGAUGGCCAAUUGCUGCAGCUGGUUCAAGCGGUGGCGGGAGCCCGUCAGAAAGGUGACUCUUGUGAUGGUGGGACUUGAUAAUGCUGGUAAAACGGCAACAGCAAAGGGAAUCCAAGGAGAGUAUCCUGAAGAUGUAGCUCCUACUGUUGGCUUUUCCAAAAUUGACCUUAGACAAGGAAAGUUUGAAGUCACCAUUUUUGACUUGGGAGGUGGAAAAAGAAUUCGGGGAAUCUGGAAGAAUUACUAUGCUGAGUCCUAUGGGGUAAUAUUUGUUGUGGAUUCCAGUGAUGAAGAGAGAAUGGAAGAGACAAAGGAAACAAUGUCAGAAGUGCUAAGACAUCCUAGGAUAUCGGGAAAGCCUAUACUGGUGUUGGCAAAUAAACAAGACAAGGAAGGGGCUUUAGGAGAAGCUGAUGUGAUUGAAUGCCUAUCUCUGGAAAAAUUGGUCAAUGAACACAAGUGCCUAUGUCAAAUAGAACCUUGUUCUGCUGUCUUAGGAUAUGGAAAGAAAAUUGACAAGUCCAUUAAAAAAGGCCUUUAUUGGCUGCUACAUAUCAUUGCAAGAGACUUUGAUGCCUUAAAUGAACGCAUCCAAAGGGACACAAUGGAACAGCGUGCUCUUGAAGAGCAAGAGAAACGAGAAAGGGCUGAACGAGUGCGAAAAUUACGGGAAGAGAGAGAACAAAGAGAGCGAGAGCAGGCGGAACUGAAUGGAACCAGCAGCCUAGCUGAGUUGGACCCUGAACCAAUUAUCGUUAAUCCUUUCCAGCCAAUAGCAUCUGUCAUCCUUGAGAAUGAAAGAAAACUUGAAAAAGAAAAAAAGAGACAAAAUAUGGAGAAAGACAGUGAUGGCGGCCCCCUGAAUCAUAAAGUGGAGCAUGAGCAAAUAGAGACACAGAGCCAGAUCAGUGACAGUAGCCAAAAAAACAAUGAGCUUGGAAUAGUAGAAAAUUAUAAGGAGGCAUUAACACAGCAGUUGGAGAAUGAAGAUGAGACAGACCAGCGAUCAUCAGAAUCAGAUAACAGUAAAAAGAAAACUAAGAAACUAAGAAUAAAAAGGAGUCACCGUGUAGAGCCUGUUAAUACAGAUGACUCUGCUCCUAAGAGUCCAACACCACCCCCACCUCCUCCUCCUGAUUUCUAUGGAAAGCCACUGCCUCCGCUGGCUGUGCGACAGAGACCUAACAGUGAUGCUCAUGAUGUGAUUUCAUAGCCAAGUCACAUGGAUGCACUAAAUACAGGCAAGAUCAACUAGAGGACCUUCUUUCUCAAAGAAGAAAAGCCCUAAACAUUCAUGACUAGGGCAAUAUAACCAUGGCAAUUUCAGUAAGGAGUCCAAUAGCCAAAGACCUGACUGAUCUGACAAUUAUCCAUGUUAUUCACGGUUUAAAAAAAAAAAAAAAAAAAGAAGCAAAAUGAUCAGUAGAUGGGAUGAGCAUUUGAAUCAAAUUAUCAGGAGUUAUUGUUGACUCUGGAUUUUACAGUCCCAUUCAUGAGCAUAUUCCUGAAGGAAAACCUUUUCAGAAAAAGAGCCAAUGGACUCUGCACACUUUCUUAACCAUUUGUUUAAUAGUCUUUGUUACUGUAUCUUACACAUUUUUUAUAAAAUACAUGUGCAUGGAAGGGGAAUCUUGGGAAUUUAUAACCUACGUUUUUAACUUUUUAUAUUUUUCUAAAACUUAUAAGAAUUUUAAUUACUAUGAUAUUGACUGCACUUUUCUAUAGAUGCUUUGUUUAAUGGAAAUGGAGUUGAUUUACUUGACAAACAUGAACUAUACAAACAGGACAUAUUUAUAUGGUUUUAGGUAUGUUUUAUAAUAGUAUUGUUCUUGAAAUGUACAUCCUAAUUUUACCUAAUUUUAAAAUAAUACCUUUUAAAACUAGUUGCUUAGAUCUUUAUUCUUCCAAAUUAUGUUAUCUGAAAAUACUACCCAAAUACUACCCAAGCAGGGUUCAUUUUGUUGUUGUUUGCUUUUUUUUUUUUUUUUUGUGAUGAUUGCAAUAAAUGAAAGAGACUUGAAAUACUUUCUUGAUCUAAAUGCUUUUUAAAUUAAUAAAAAUGUUACGUGAGCUAUUAUUAAAAUUUUCAGUGAACACCUCUUUUAUGGUAUAGACUUUUUCAGAUCAUGGUGCUCGUUGUCACUUCCUUGUUCUGUCAGAAGCUGCAGUGACUCUUUUAUUUUAAUUCUUUUGUGCCUUGAAAAUAAAGGCAAGAAGACUGAAAAAGACACUGUGGGUACAAACACUUGGUUUUGUAACUAGGAAAUGCUUGAGUACUAAGUCAAUAAGAAUUAAAAAGUUGGUUUAAAAUUAUUUUUAUAAAGAGAGAAUUCCAAAAUUAUUUCUCAAUUUAAAAUAAUAGCACUUCCCUUGCACUGAAGAAUGGCAUCUAUAGGAUUCUCUAUUUAAGCAAAUUUUUAGGAAUAUAUUUUGAGUAUUAGAUCAUAAUUUGCACUUAAUUAAAAGUAUAUACAUUUAUAUCAAGAUGAAAAUGUUAGAAACAACAUGAAUCCUAUCACCUCGUUAAAAUUUUAAGUUUGGUUAACUUGUACUGACAACAAAGAAACACUAGUAUCUAACAAUAACAAGAUUAAGUAUAUCUAAAGCAGUUUAAUAUGAUUAUUUUACUUUGGAGCAUCACAUUUAGUCACAUUUUUUAAGUCCUUGAACUUUCAUUAGUUGGGUCACUUAUUACUCUAGUCAGCAGCAUAAUGCAGUCUUUUGAAGUUUUGUACACCAGGCACACUGAGUAAAAAACAUUCUGCUUCAGAUAUAAAACAGCCUAAAUUUGAUAGGUGGCCGAAAUGUAAGCGAAAGCAACACAGGAAGACAAAAUGUAAAUUUUGAACUGGAUUUUAGAGUAAAACUUAUUUGUAUAUCUUUUUGGUUCCUGUUUGUAACAUUUACAUUUAUUCAUUUUUUUAAACACUAAACUUAUACUUUUGUCAUCCUUUUAAUUUUCAUCUAGUUUGAGAGUAAAUGAAAGUUUAAACAUUUUUUGUUUCCUGUAAGUGAUUACUAUAGUGUGCAAUAAUACUGAAUUCAUUUAUUAAAAAUAAAAAUGAUUUUUGAAAUGAAAUAUAUGAUUCAGUGAAAUAAAUGUUUUAUAUAUCUCUCAAAAAUUAAUUUGUAUUCCUAAAGCAUUCUAAAGAUAUUUUAAAAGAAGUUUUGUAAAUCCAGGUUGCUUUUAACAAGUAAAUGCCUAUUUUGUUAUGUGCUGCAUUUUUAUUCUUAACCAUCAUGGAUUAUUACAUUUUCACACAAUAAAAAUAAUUUAUAUCAGUA
Molecule: messenger RNA, 3598 nt
Organism: Mustela lutreola (European mink)
Lineage: Eukaryota; Metazoa; Chordata; Mammalia; Carnivora; Mustelidae
Gene: ARL13B
Product: ADP ribosylation factor like GTPase 13B
Exons: 9
Coding region: 303-1526 (407 amino acids)
Biological process (GO): non-motile cilium assembly; receptor localization to non-motile cilium
Cellular component (GO): motile cilium; non-motile cilium; ciliary membrane
Molecular function (GO): GTP binding; GTPase activity
Source: RefSeq, a predicted model, not a curated record